GAUAGGUUGAAGGGUGCCAUAGACUCUGACGACAGUGGUGUUUUCUUUCCUCGGGGGCAUCAGAGCUAGGAUGCUGCGUCGUCGCGCUUUCCUCUGAAGAAUACACGCUCUCACUACACCACAAAGGUAACCACAAUGUCGACAGGCUACGAAAACAGCCUCACCUCGCCCCUUCGGCUGCCGACCUCCUCCAAGUAGCCGACCUGCCUAAGGUGCACUCUUCUUGUCUCGACCUCGCCAGGUUCCACCAUGUCGAGUGAUGAUGCGAAAGAAGUUCUUGCUAUGCAGGACCCGGUUGUCCAGCAGCUCCUGCGUGGCCCAGUCAAUCAUGGCGUCCUGAUCCCGCUCAAAACCAAUCUCGAGCUGGGAGACGAUCACAUAUGUGGCCGAAUCCUCAUCACGCGCAUGCCAGUUAAAUGUGCAAACCCCGCCAUCAGCCUUCUGCGCAGCCUGCUUCCUGAGGACAUUGUUAAGGGCCUUCCUCAUCUACGCCGGUGCGCAAAGCCAUAUGACUUGCCUGUCCACCUCAGGACCAAGUUCAUGAACGAGAACCCGCAGAGCAGACAGAUACACACUGGCAAAUCGACCUGGAUCUACGUCAUAAUAGGCCCUGAGCAGCCCCUUUCGCGGGACGAGAUUGCCAAGGCAUUGUCCACCAUUGAAGGGCUGGAGGAAGAUGUCUUUAUACGGAGUGUCCCGGUGCCCAUGGUAGCACCUACAUCCCAGGUCCAGGCAGCCAUGUGGACCCAGCAGUUCUGGCCCACUGUCUACCGAAAAAACAACCCACUGGGGCCCCACCCCUCCAUGGUAUCCCGCUCUACCGACGAGAUCACGAAUGAUGCUACCAUCUGGAUGGCCUUGGCACACCGGGUUGCUCAACAGUCCAGGGAUGCUGGUUACGGAGAGGCUAUUGGAGCUUGCAUUGUGCACCGAGAUGGGGAGAAGACUUCGGUUGUCGCACUGGCUGCCGAUGCACGUUGGCAGUAUGGACGAGGAAAUGCAGGUGACAAGGGCAACCCCAUGGCCCAUGCCGUCCUCCGAGCUAUCAGCAUGGUUGCACAGAAGCUGGUCCGCUGCGAGAAGAGAGAGCAGGGGGCCCAGCCACCUGUGUUGGAGUUUGAGGCAUUCCAGGAUGAGCCGAUCCUUGCCGACGAAAAGAUGGUUUUCGACACGGAGCACCCCAGCCCAAAUGGCUAUCUCUGCCAUGACCUGGAGCUGUAUGUUACUCAUGAGCCCUGUGUUAUGUGCUCCAUGGCCAUCCUCCACUCCCGAAUGGGCAGGGUCGUCUUCCGGCACCGGAUGCCCCUGACGGGUGGGCUCUGUGCCGAGGACCGCGGCCAUGCUCAUUCUCACCCGGCUGGGCCACAAGCUGGACGUGGUUUGGGAUUAUUCUGGCGCAGAGAGCUGAAUUGGACCUUGCUUGGAUGGGAGUGGGAAUCAGCAGGCUUUCUAAAGCCUCUGCUGGUCGACUAUGAGGUUCAUGCCUAGGAUUCACGACUGCCUUACGAGUUUACGACACUCUCCCCUACUUGCAAGAUGGAAGAAGAAAAACGGCCAAGAAGAAAAAGAGGAAAAGGGAACAGGAAAGACACAAAUGAGACGAACACGGGGAACUAGAUGGUCGUCUCUUGGAGUUGGCAUUGUUAGCACCGCAUUUGGAGGCAUGGAAAAUGUACUCAUGAUUGGCGUUUACGGGGAGGGGAGCAUGCCCUGUUGCAUUUCGCACGAGCUGCCCUCACUAAACCGCUCGCCACUUUGCUCAGGCAUAACUCAGGACAUGGUCAGGAGAGUUUGUCAUAAAUAGUUAAGAUGAGUGGCAGUGCUCUGCGACUUGGUGGAGUUAUGAAAUCGGAAAAUGUCAACUUUUUAACGAGAACUCUGAUAUGGAACAGUUUUGGCACCUGGAUUCAGAAGGAGC
Molecule: messenger RNA, 1918 nt
Organism: Phialemonium atrogriseum
Lineage: Eukaryota; Fungi; Ascomycota; Sordariomycetes; Cephalothecales; Cephalothecaceae
Product: tRNA-specific adenosine deaminase subunit tad3
Exons: 3
Coding region: 250-1488 (412 amino acids)
Cellular component (GO): cytoplasm; nucleus
Molecular function (GO): tRNA-specific adenosine-34 deaminase activity
Source: RefSeq, a predicted model, not a curated record